AAACUAGGAAACCAUUGCACUUUUCUGGCUAUGUUAUCAGUUCUGUUUCUCCUGCUCGUCGGAGCAUUCACCAUCGGAGCCAACCCGGUCAACUUUGCAGACUGCCCAUUCCCAAAUGGUACUGACAAGGCGAUUCACUCCUACAUGUGCUCCGACAAUGAGCAAUUUUCAAUCACCGAUAUUCAGACUUUGGACUCUAAUCAGAAGCCCUACUACCCGAUUGACCCCCGCCAUCCGUUUAUUCUGAACCUUACCACUUACAAUCAUGGAGAACAAAUUGAUGAUAAUAAGGUGAAAGUGAAAAUCAAUCAGUACAAGUCAGGAUGGACUGGUGGAUGCUCUUGGAAGUCGAUUCCCACUUUUGGAUUGUUGGAUGAUAUUGAUGGCUGUGAUUUUGCACACAAUUGCCCGUUGGAGUCAGGACCGCUGUUUUUGAUUUUGCCGUUGGAUUUGAGCCAGUUUUCUGUCAUCAUUGAGCUUCUGGCUGCGCAUAAGCCCUACGAACUGGAAAUCCGCAUGUUCAACCACAAUCCAGGAAAUACAAAGCACGAAGAGAUUGCCUGUGUUAUGGCACAACUUGAGCUCUCCUAAUUUUUUUUUGUACAUUUUGAUAUGCUCGAUAAUAAAUACAUAUGCGCAUGACAAUUGAAAAUAUUACUAAAAAAGUAACUUG
Molecule: messenger RNA, 673 nt
Organism: Caenorhabditis elegans
Lineage: Eukaryota; Metazoa; Nematoda; Chromadorea; Rhabditida; Rhabditidae
Gene: C17F4.7
Product: MD-2-related lipid-recognition domain-containing protein
Exons: 2
Coding region: 31-591 (186 amino acids)
Source: RefSeq, marked reviewed